CGGUGUAAGUUAGUUAGCAGUCGACCGUUCAGCGGUAGCAGCGGGUCUGUGGGCUCGGUUCUGUCGCUGUGGACGGGCCGGAGAUGGCGGAGUACAGUCAGACGGGUAUAUUAACGGCCCUCCUGCUGUUUACUGUGGUAACAGUGAAGGAUAUUUAUGUGGGCCGCAACAGCAUGACUCAGCAAGACAGCGCCGUACCCGACAUGCACACACAGAGACCGAACAAACACACAUUAUACACGGGUCCGGUUCUCAAGUUCCAGUUCUGUAUAUCCUGAGGGUACAGUAAGGUGUACCAGGAGUACUCCCGGUCCAUCAGCCAGCUGUACCCGGACAUCCGAAUCGAGGGAGAGAAUUACCCUCCCAAACCCAUCAACAAAUACUUAGGUAACUUCAUCUCUUAUUUCAAACUGCUUGCCAUCGCUUUGAUUGUGACUGGACAAAAUCCUUUUCAAAUGUUUGGAAUGGACACUCCAAGAAUAUGGUCCUGGGGACAGGAGAAUAAGAUUUUCUCCUGCCUUAUGGCAUUCUUCCUUAGUAACAUGCUGGAGACCCAUUUCCUCUCGACAGGGGCUUUUGAGGUUACAUUGAAUGAUGUACCAAUUUGGUCCAAGUUGCAAUCUGGAUACGUGCCCAACAUUCAGGAGCUUUUCCAGAUCUUGGAUAACCACCUUAAGAUGAAUCAGGUUGACAAGAUGAACUUUCCCUCACCGUAGAGCUGUUGUUUUUGCCAAGAGACAUGUAAGAGGACAUGUCAAUCAACAUGCCUUAUUCUACCCAAGAGCACCAUCAAGUGUCCUCUCGUCUGCAGGUCUUCGGAGCCGUUUCUCUGUUCAGAGGGACUGUGGACUGUGGCAUAAUGAAGGCCUGCGCUGAAAACAGCACGCUGUGAGCGCAGACUCGAUGCUCGGCCACCACACACACUCCUCCUGCCCAGCGACACACAUCUCCGGAUUGACUACAUCGCUUCAGAGCAUCAAACUUCAUACAUUUGUAGUAGGAGAGUAACAUGAGCGCUAAAGGCACUACAUUUAUUACCGAAUGCUGAAGUUAGGUUUUUUUUUUUUUUUUUUGUCAUUCUGUUUGUAACAAGUGCUUUUAACUGAGAUUGAAUGGAAUGUUCCGUCUUUCUCGAGGGCAACUGUGAUGUUUUCUUAAUGUAGAUGUCUUUAAAUGGCCUUUAACAUGAUCAUUUGUUUGCACUGGUGUAGACUGUACUGUACUCGGGGGAAUCUGACUUUUUUAAUUAGUGGGAAUGUCUGUGUACUGUGGAAACAUGCAGGAUUUUUUUUAGAGAGCUAAUGUUUUUUGUUUUUUUUAUGCUUGAAGUGGUACAUUUUUUGUUUGUCACAGGUUCACUGGUUAGAUUCAUAAGUACUGCAUGUGAUGAAGGCCAGAUCUUCUGACUUUAACUGUAUACACUGCCAGGGUGAGCUGUGAAAUCGUCUGCAGUCGUCUUAAUGAUGGUGUGAUUGAGUGUUGCAUAUCAGAAGAUGUGAAUGGGAACUCCAAAGACAUCCACUAUUUUUCCAGCUCUCUCCAUAUAGAUGUGGCGGCAAGCAAUGUACCCCUGAUAGUUUAGUGCAUCUGUGAAUUUGUAACAAAAGUGAUAUUGAUAGUUGGGAUUAUGUUGCAUUGAGAAAAGAAAUUAUACUCCUUCACAUUGAUCUAAAAUAAAGAUUCAAAUAUAUA
This is a messenger RNA of Rhinichthys klamathensis goyatoka, 1692 nucleotides long. RefSeq names its product selenoprotein T, 2 (gene selenot2). Gene Ontology annotation, cellular component: endoplasmic reticulum membrane. Gene Ontology annotation, molecular function: thioredoxin-disulfide reductase (NADPH) activity. NCBI's taxonomy places the organism in Eukaryota, Metazoa, Chordata, Actinopteri, Cypriniformes, Leuciscidae. The record is from RefSeq and is a predicted model, not a curated record. Gene Ontology annotation, biological process: cell redox homeostasis. The transcript has 6 exons.